CCGCUCUCCCCAGCGAUCCCCCGAGGGCUGGGCCGGCGCAUGCGCGCUGGGCGGGAUCCGGGUACUUGUCAGGAUGAGAGCUGCUUUCCAAGAUGGCGGCGGAGGGAGGAGGGAAGGAAAUGAACGAAAUUAAGACCCAGUUCACCACCCGGGAAGGCCUCUACAAGCUCCUCUCUCACUCCGAGUACAGCCGCCCCAACCGGGUGCCCUUCAACUCGCAGGGCUCCAACCCCGUCAAGGUUUCCUUCGUCAACGUCAACGACCAGUCCGGGAACGGGGAGAGGAUCUGCUUCAAUGUGGGCCGAGAGCUCUACUUCUACAUCUACAAGGGCGUCAGGAAGGCAGCUGACUUGAGCAAACCUAUAGACAAGCGGAUAUACAAAGGGACGCAGCCCACGUGUCAUGACUUCAACCAUCUCACAGCGACGGCCGAGAGCGUCUCCCUGCUGGUCGGGUUCUCCGCGGGCCAGGUCCAACUCAUAGACCCCAUCAAAAAGGAGACCAGCAAGUUAUUUAAUGAGGAGAGGCUAAUAGACAAGUCCAGAGUCACUUGUGUAAAAUGGGUCCCAGGCUCCGAAAGUCUCUUCCUUGUAGCUCAUUCCAGUGGGAACAUGUACUUGUAUAAUGUGGAACACACGUGUGGCACCACGGCCCCCCAUUAUCAGCUACUUAAGCAAGGAGAAAGUUUUGCCGUACAUACGUGCAAAAGCAAGUCGACACGGAACCCCCUGCUGAAAUGGACUGUCGGAGAGGGGGCCCUCAACGAGUUUGCCUUUUCCCCGGACGGGAAGUUCUUGGCUUGCGUGAGCCAGGACGGCUUUCUCAGAGUGUUCAACUUUGAUUCUGUGGAGCUGCACGGUACUAUGAAGAGUUAUUUUGGGGGACUUCUCUGUGUGUGUUGGAGCCCUGAUGGCAAGUACAUUGUAACCGGCGGAGAGGAUGACUUGGUAACCGUGUGGUCGUUUGUUGACUGCCGUGUAAUAGCCAGAGGUCAGGGACACAAGUCUUGGGUCAGUGUGGUGGCCUUUGACCCUAAUACCACUAGUGUAGAGGAAACGGAUCCUAUGGAGUUCAGUGGGAGUGAUGAAGAUUUCCAGGAACUGAUCAGCUUUGGUAGAGAUAGGGCCAACAGUACACAGUCAAGAUUGUCCAAAAGGAACUCUACCGACAGUCGGCCGGUUAGCGUUACUUACAGGUUUGGCUCGGUAGGCCAGGACACGCAGCUGUGUUUAUGGGACCUUACAGAAGACAUCCUUUUUCCUCAUCAGCCUUUGUCAAGAACAAGGACACAUACCAACGUAAUGAAUGCCACGAGUCCUCCCGCGGGAAGCGGACCUGCAAACCCAGGCAGCAACGGCAACAGCGUCACAACGCCAGGGAAUGCUAUACCUCCCCCCCUGCCUAGGUCCAACAGCCUUCCCCACUCUGCCGUGUCCAACACCGGCAGCAAAAGCAGCGUGGACAGCGCCAUCGCGUCCGGCGUCAGCAAGUUCGCCACUCUGUCCAUUCACGACCGCAAGGAAAGGCAUCACGACAAAGACCACAAGCGCAAUCACAGUAUGGGACAUAUAACCAGCAAGAGUAGCGACAAACUCAACCUAGUUACUAAAAACAAAACGGACCCUGCUAAAACAUUGGGGACCCCUCUUUGCCCCCGGAUGGAAGACGUUCCUUUGUUAGAGCCUCUUAUCUGUAAAAAGAUAGCACACGAGAGACUAACUGUGCUUAUUUUUCUUGAAGACUGUAUAGUCACUGCUUGUCAGGAAGGAUUUAUUUGCACAUGGGCCAGGCCUGGUAAAGUGGGUUUAUUAUCAUCCCAAAACCAAGCGAAUUCUCCAAGUGGGACUGUAGUAUAGUCCAUCAUAUUACUGCUAGCAAAACAUACACAACAGGACCAGACGUAAUGACAGAGGAACCAGGAGCUGUUCUUCAGCCUCGGCAGAAUGCUAAUGCGGAUUUCUAUUAUAAAUAAUAAAAAUCCAAAACACACUAAUUCCAAGUAUGAUUGCGAGAGAGUCUCUGAGCAUCGUCUGCUCAUCAUCAUGAAUACUUACCCAAGAGGUUCUCGACAAAAAUGUGUGUGUAUAUAUAAUUUAUAGAGAAGCGGGGGGGGAAAUAAUUAAUAAAUAUAUAUAUAUAUAUAUAUAUAUUUCUUCCGCUUCUUUAGACGUUAGUGAAAUUAAAUAGUACAUUCAUUCCUUCUUGCUUUAUACUACAACUUUUAAUGUAAUUUAAUCUUUAUAAAUAUAAUGUAAAAUAAAAUGUUUAUUGAAAAUCCCCAGUAAAUUAUUAUUUUUUUUUAUAGAUGGUUUAUUAAGAAUUAAUUCACCAUUGUGUGUAUUGCACUGAUGUCUGAACCUACAGUGGGUAGAUGAGUCUGGAAAUGCACUUGACAAGAAAGCAAGUCACUGACUUGAAUUGUAAUUCAGGAAAAUGUAAGCUGCAAUUUUAGUUAUGUUUUUUUUUUUAAUUAAAAGAAAUAAAAAAAAAAAUUUGUUUGCACUUAAAAUAGCUAAUCAGAUUUUGAGAAUUUACUUUGGGUGUAUAAAACCCCCAGGGGGAAGGAAACUGUUGUGAAGAUAAAUAUACUUUGUAUCUAUUAAACAUUUAUUUUAAUAUUGUGGUUUCUAAUGAUGCCGAUGUAUUAUAUGUACAAAUAAUGUCAUUCAGUGGCUGGCUAAGGGGAGUUUAAUCAUUACACUAGUCAUUUUCAUUAUAUGAAAAUAGUGAUUUCUAAUUAAAAAAUACUUAUUAAUAUUAAAA
Messenger RNA from Pseudophryne corroboree (corroboree frog), 2763 nucleotides. RefSeq names its product WD repeat domain 20 (gene WDR20). The transcript is spliced from 4 exons. Gene Ontology annotation, molecular function: protein binding. NCBI's taxonomy places the organism in Eukaryota, Metazoa, Chordata, Amphibia, Anura, Myobatrachidae. The record is from RefSeq and is a predicted model, not a curated record. The coding region runs from base 93 to 1856 and encodes 587 amino acids.